Vombatus ursinus (common wombat) is the source of this 5551-nucleotide messenger RNA. RefSeq names its product transmembrane channel-like protein 7. NCBI's taxonomy places the organism in Eukaryota, Metazoa, Chordata, Mammalia, Diprotodontia, Vombatidae. Gene Ontology annotation, cellular component: plasma membrane. The record is from RefSeq and is a predicted model, not a curated record. Gene Ontology annotation, molecular function: mechanosensitive monoatomic ion channel activity. Bases 104 to 2266 code for a protein of 720 amino acids. The transcript has 16 exons.
UCCCAGCGGCUGGGAGGCUGGGCCGGGCCACAGCCCUAGUUGUCUCCUACUUUUCCUCCUUUUUCUCUUUUCUCCUCCAUCUCCUCUUUCCAGUCGCGCGGCCAUGAGUGACACUAGUUCGGCGAGCCGCCGGGACAGCCACAGAGACGACAACUCAGAUUCCAGCGUCUUUACUUCAAUGACUGUGAGCUUCCUUCAAGAGCUGCCCAGUUACAGGUCCCUUGUUCGGAGGAGGGCCACCAUACUUGGGAGGGAUAAAUCAGGAGGCACUUUGCUGAAGCCAGCCAGCUCUGAAAACAGGUCUUAUUUGGAAGCAGGAAGAUCAGAGAAGGAACACCUUGGGAGCCAGUCCAUAAGAAAAUAUGCAUUGAAUAUCUCUGAGAAGAGGAGACUAAGGGAAAUUCAGGAGGCCCAGGUCAAAUAUUUAUCCGAAUGGGACCAGUGGAAGCAGUACAGCACCAAGUCAUGGAAAAGAUUUAUUGAAGAGGCCAAGGAGCUGGCUUCCCACUUGGAACUGUGGAAAAAUGACAUUCGCAGCAUAGAGGGAAAAUUUGGCACAGGAAUUCAGUCUUAUUUCUCCUUCCUUCGCUUUCUGGUCAUAUUGAACUUGGUGAUAUUUAUUAUCAUUUUUUUGUUUAUUUUGCUCCCAAUCAUCCUUACCAAGUACAAGAUUACUGACAGCACCUUCCUGAUUGUCCCUUCUAAUGAAGUAGAUAUGCGAUGCAAAGUAUACCCAAUGAAUAGUACUGGACUCAUUUACUUCUAUACUUACAUGAUAGAUUUGCUUUCAGGCACUGGUUUCUUGGAAUGGACCAGCCUGUUUUAUGGCCAUUAUACCGUAGAUGGGGUAAAAUUCAAAAACUUCACGUAUGAUUUGCCCCUCGCCUAUUUGCUGAGCACAGUGGCUUAUUUAGCAUUGAGUCUUCUCUGGAUAGUGAAAAGGUCUGUGGAAGGAUUCAAGCAAAACUUGGUGCGAAGUGAAGAACAAUAUCAGAGCUACUGUAACAAAAUCUUUGCUGGCUGGGACUUCUGUAUCACAGACGAGACAACCGCCAAGCUCAAGCACAGCAGUAUACAGUAUGAGCUUAAAACAGACUUGGUGGAAGAAAGAAUAAGGCUAAAAGUAGCACAGAGAACUCCUGAAGAAACCUUACGGAUUUAUAGUCUCAGAAUGCUUUUGAAUGCUAUAGUUAUAACUGUACUGGCAGCAUGCUUUUAUGCAAUCUAUGAAGCAACUAUAUUCUCCCAAGAACACAUGAAAAAGGAGAUUAACAAAAUGAUAUUUGGAGAGAACCUUCUCAUCCUCUAUCUUCCCUCCAUUGUAAUUACACUGGCCAACUUUAUCACUCCCAUUAUCUUCUCCAAGAUCAUUCACUAUGAAGACUAUUCACCAGCCUUUGAGAUCAGGUUGACUCUCCUCAGGUGUGUCUUCAUGCGAUUGGCCACCAUUUGUGCGCUGGUGUUUACCCUGGGGUCCAAGAUAACCUUCUGUGACAAUGAGGAUUGUCGAGUCUGUGGCUAUAACCACAAACUCUAUCCAUGCUGGGAGAAUCAAUUUGGACAAGAAAUGUAUAAGCUAACAAUCUUUGACUUGAUUAUCAAUCUUGCCGUAACUGUAUUCGUUGAAUUUCCUAGAAAGUUAUUGGUGACCUACUGUUCUUCUUGGAAAUUAAUUCGGUACUGGGGGCAACAGGAGUUUGGCAUUCCUGAUAACGUCCUGGGGAUUGUUUAUGCGCAGACAAUCUGCUGGAUUGGAUCCUUUUUCUCCCCCCUCCUCCCUGCAAUUGCAACUGUGAAGUUUAUUAUCAUCUUUUAUGUGAAAGAGAUCAGCCUGAUGUAUACCUGUAGACCCUCCACAAGGCCUUUCAGAGCAUCAAAUUCUAAUUUUUUCUUCUUGUUGGUGCUGUUAAUUGGACUGACAUUGGCCUUCAUUCCACUGGGAAUCAGCAUGACACACAUUCCAUCUUCCAAGGCCUGUGGACCCUUCACAAAUUAUAACAUCUCCUGGGACGUGGUCCCUAAGACUGUAAACACUUUUCCAAGUGCUUUGCAAACAUUAAUUCGUAGCAUCACUUCAGAAGCAUUUGCUGUGCCUUUCUUUAUUGUUAUCUGCCUCAUCAUGUUCUACUUCAUUGCCCUGGCUGGAGCACACAAACGGGUUGUAAUUCAACUCAGAGAGCAGUUGGCUAUGGAAAGUCGAGACAAGCACUAUCUCAUUCGGAGACUUACAGCUGCUCAGGAAGAGAUGAAAAACCGACCAAGCUGAUUUUGAACACAGUUCUUUUUCCUUCCAAGCCAACUGAGCUACCAUACUGAACCUCCAAAACUCAUCUGUAGAAUUUUGUACAAAUACUAAAUGUAUUUUUCUAGAAUUCAGGCAUUUUCUGCACUGUGAUACUAUUAUUGCUGCUGUACUUUUGGAUUAUGUCAGUGUUUACAUAACCAAUUUCUAUUUGAGGAUUUUGUAACCUGUAACAACAGUUUGAACUGAGACUGUGCUUGUAGAAUCUCAGCUCAGUGACUAUGAAAAAUCUUUUAGGCUUAGGCUAUUUAAGUUUUUGCAAGGGAAGAGGGAACAAAGAGAAUUUUAUCAUUUUUUCAGACAAUUUGAGAAAUUUUGUUAAGUUAAAUUUGAAGGCCAUUAGUUCAUGAUACUGGACUGAAACUAACGAGCCAAAUUCCCAUGGCAUAAAAUGAACAACUUUUCCUAUGACACUUUUUUAUACUUCAGGGUUAUGCUAACCCUACAAUAGAGGUUGCUUUGUAAAAUGAGAUAAACUCCUAAACCAUCAUGUUGUUAGCAGUUGGUAAGAAAAUUGGAAACAGUCAUAUAACUAGCAUUAAACUUUUAAAUUUUAGCCCCAGUUUGGUAAGAUGAGAUGCAAAAAUGUCCAUCAUCUUACAUAUGAAGCUCCUGCAUGACUUAAAAUUAUUUUUAGAUAAGAUAAUAGAUAACACUAGCCAUGCUUUCUAACUUCUAUGGCAGUGGAGGGGUAAAACAGGAAUUUGUUUCAAGGAAAUAGAUGCCCUUUGAACUUUUACCUCUCUUUUAGGGCUGAUCUGUGUUUUCUGGGAAUAACACCUGUUGUUUCUAAAAGUGGAAGAAGGUAGAGUUUUCCUUAAUUCUCUAAAGUCUAUUUCCUUUUAUGUUUUGUAGUCAGUACUUUUAAAGAACAUUUCAAGCUUCAGAAAUGUUCUGGGAAGCAUGUUUGGAUUUUGGGUUUUUUUUUUUUUGGAAGGAUGUUUUAGGACGUGUUUUAUAUUUCUGUUUGGCUAUGGAUAUGUGCUUUGGGAUUAUGCUGUCACACCUUUCACUUCAUGCUAAAUCCCUCUUACUCCAGAUUGCAAUACAACCUAACUCUCUCAGAGCCUUUUCAGAUACAACAGUUUUAAAAAUGUACUCAACUAGAUUUUUGAGGAGGAGUUUAGCUUCCUUAUAACACAUACAAGCACAUUUCAAAGUAUUUUUUAUUUGUUUAUAAUAUUUAUAAUUUUUCUGUACAUGUACAUGUAUUUAAUGAAAUAUGACAGGAAAUGAUUUAUAGCUCCUAUUGUAGUAAAAAUAAGAAAUAGAUGCCUUGAAAUUCACUAAUAUUUGGCAUUAAAGAGUUAUUCUUUUGAGUUAUUCCAUGGCUUAUCAACUAAUACAACAUUUUCAAAAAGGAGGGUUAAGGUCUAAAUCUUUUUAAUAUAUGCAAAUCUUAUUAAAGCAGCUUGUUUUCAUUUAGUGUCUUCAGGCUUUUUUUUUUCCGGUGUGGUUAUAAUUGUUUUUCAAAGGCUAUUUUAGUGAUAAUUUGGUGCUGUUUUUCUUUUUUUUCAAACACACUUUAGGUAGUAGCCUGAAUUUCAGAAGAGGCUGAUGAAGUUUUAUAGAAAUGAUUGCUGAUGCUGAAGAAUAUUGUUCAAGGAUAAUUUCUUCCUUUUAUAGACGAUUGAUCCUUGUUUAUAGAAGCAUUUUCUGGUGUCUUGCCACAGAGUGCUUCCCCUUUCUGAGUGUAAUCCCACUGCCAACCAACUGUUGUUUCCUUCUAAUUCCACCAAGCUAGUUUAUAAUGAAAAGUAGUUUAAGAUUGACUUGAGUUGCAGCAGGGAUUUCUAACUCUUAUCUUGUGAUGACUACCAGAAGCAGGAGGUUUUCAGGAACCAUCUUUCUUAAGGCCUUCUGCCUUGUAUUCUUACCAAUACAGGCUGCUUUUGAGUAUGCAGAGGUUCAUUAUCCUCACUGAAAAGAGGAACUGCAUCCAUUUCUCACCACUGUCAACAUUAUUAGCAAGGCUAAUUCCUAUAGUUCCUGACAAGUGCUGUUUUCUGCUCUUUAUUAAUGGAAAAGCUCAAAAUGAAGAAUUACUGGGUUGUUUUUUUUCACUGUUUAAGAAAUGCUGAUUAAUGUAUUGUAGUGAAAUGUUGACUUUUGUAAAUAUUACUUGGAAUUUUUUGUCAAAUUGUAACUUCUGGUUAGAGCUGUAGGAUUAAAAGUAUAGCUCUUCUCUACUUACUGUGUAUUAAAACUAUUAAUAAAAAACAAAAUAUUUGAAAUCUUAGAAUGAUUACAUGUAUGUUUAGACUCAGGGUUAUUCUGUAAGGAAAAGAUCCUGGAAAUCUAUUAGUUUUUAGUUACCCUUUUGCCUUCUCAUGGAAGUAAGUAGAGAGUCUACUGUUAUCUUCAAACAAAAGCUUUCCAGUGACCAGUUAGAGAUUUUCUUUUUGGUGGAGGGAAAGGGAGAGUAGUUUUUAGAUGUUCCUGAAAACAUCUAUUUAUCCAAUCCAAUCAAAUCACACCUAAAGCUCUAGCCAUCAAAGUAGUUCUGGUUUCUUCUCACCAAAGAAAGAGAAAUCUAGUCUUUAGUUGGCAUUCUUCCACAGAGUGGUGAAGUGUAGAUUUUUGCAUUGGAAAACCUGAUAUUAUUUACCUGACCAUAUUCAUUCAACAAAUAUUUAAAUAAGGCACUGUACUGAAGGAAUAGGCAACUAUGUCCCCAUACCAACAUGGUAACAUAGAGAAGUAAGCUUCUGAACUUAUCUUCCUUACAUGGAACACUGUCAGCCUGUUUCAAUUCAAUUAUAUUCUAUUCAGUUAAAUAUUAAGUGCCUAAUUUGUUGAAGAACCAGAGGAAAAAUGGCAGCCUCCACUCUCAAAUGAAUUGAUGGUUGUGUUGGUAGGUUUUGCUUAACCAUUUUUCUAUUAUAAGGGGAGACUCAUGGGGGAAUGUGGGAAGUAAAUAUAUCCAGAAAUCACUGUGAUAUAAAAACAAAAGGCAUGAAUAAACUUUCAAAGAAAGAAAAUAAGUACUGGAGGGGAGAUGCCAGAAGUACAAAGAAAAUUUAAGUGUAGGGUAUGGUGGUGGCAAGGAGGGAACUAAAGUGCUCUUGGAAAAUUUGAAGAGAACACUUUUAAAAAAUGGAGGGAGACAGGUGAUCUAACCUUUAAAGAGAAAUUUAGGCUCAAAUAUACAAUGGAAAAAAUGGUUAUGUCAGAAAUAUUAUAUUGGAGAAAAGGAUUCCUUCCUUUCCCCACCCCACCUUUCUUUUAUUAUUUGGAGAAAUAUUCAUU